UUUAAAAAUGGGUAAUCAUCCCAUUUUAAACUUGACCUUUUAAAAUUAAGCAAUAGAACAGUAUAUUUUAAAAGAUGGCUCAAGAUCCAACAACAGAAAGUUCAGGGUAAGUACAAGAGUAAAUUGGAAGACCGGCUGUUCAAGAACUGAGCAGUAUUGCUAGAAGUAUUCUCAAGAAGAAAAUGUAUCUCAAAUGGCAAACACUGAUAAUAAUUUUAUAAUAAAAAAAUGAAACUUAUGAAAAUUAGAUAAUCAGGACUGAACCUGACUCAUCAGAAUUGAACCCAAAGAUAGACAUAGAUUUUUAUCAGCCAAAUUCAAGGUAUUGUUGAAACUAAAGAAUUGAAUAACUGGCAAAUAA
This is a messenger RNA of Moneuplotes crassus, 361 nucleotides long. NCBI's taxonomy places the organism in Eukaryota, Ciliophora, Spirotrichea, Euplotida, Euplotidae. The record is from the annotation of a GenBank genome assembly.